This is a messenger RNA of Musca domestica (house fly), 1599 nucleotides long. RefSeq names its product sodium channel protein Nach. NCBI's taxonomy places the organism in Eukaryota, Metazoa, Arthropoda, Insecta, Diptera, Muscidae. The coding region runs from base 237 to 1496 and encodes 419 amino acids. Gene Ontology annotation, biological process: sodium ion transmembrane transport. Gene Ontology annotation, cellular component: membrane. Gene Ontology annotation, molecular function: ligand-gated sodium channel activity. The record is from RefSeq and is a predicted model, not a curated record. The transcript is spliced from 8 exons.
AAAUACUCAUUACAAUUUGUAUAGCUCCUUUUACCAGUGGGUAAUCCGUAAUUUCCCUAAAUUUCUCAUUAUUGUGUUUUUGUGUUCCUGACCUAAUAACGUUUUUGUUGUGGUAAGCGGUUCGUUGACAUUUGUAUGUACAUUUUUUGGACAACUACUGAAAACCAAAACAUGGAUACCAAAAAAACAGUUGUGGAAAUCAAUUAAAACAUUUGUUGAGCGAACGCUGGCGGAAAAUGUCCUGGAAGGAAAAACUAAAAAUUGUACCAAAAAUUGUUUUCUAUAUUACAUUUGUGGGAAUUGCAAUGCCAAUGUAUUUAAAUAUCAGCACCGGAUUAUUGAAUAAUUUCCAAACAACAAAAAUCUCUUUUAAUUUGGAUACUCUGUUCUUAAAUUGGAAUACCUCAUUUCCGGCUGUGACCAUAUGCGAACUUUAUAAUGGUGAAAAAAUAUGGGAUUUGAGUGAGAAAUAUUUUGGUGUUGACCACGAUUUGCGGUUGGACGAUGUGGUUGGUGAAAUCGUUUAUUUCCAAGGCAGUUGCACAUCGUGUGAUGCAUGUGACAAUCAAAAUAUAACAUGUCCAAGGAAUUUUACAAGACUUCUAUCGAUGUUUCGCAGCAACUGUUCGGAAUUAAUAGGCAAUUGUAAAUACAACAACAAUUUUAUUGAAUGCUGUGACCAUUUUCAACCUCUGCGCACUGAAUAUGGACUAUGUUUUGCCUUUAACUCCAAUCAAGCUAAUAAAAUCGCCGAAACUCAAUACAUUAACAAUCGGGAAGUCGGUGCUGGGUUCUUGACAUUUGAGGUAACAGCCGAUAUACAACUCUUCUUACACUCCCCCUUUGAAAUACCAUUUCUAACGGCCGAAGGUAUGAUACGAGAAACAGUAUUACAAGGUCUGAACAAAGAAGUCGUUAUAAAUGCCAUGGAAGUCUAUAAUCAUCCAAGUUUGGAUAACAUUGAUAUGGAGGAGCGAAAGUGUCGCUUCUUUAGUGAACUCACCGAGCUGGGAAGGCAUUUGAAACUUUACAGUUUUUAUAGUUUCUCAACAUGUGUGGUGGAGUGUGCCUUCUCGAUACAUUUGAAAUUUUGCAAUUGCAGUAAUCACUUUUUGGCCAAGGAAGGAUCUCCACAUUAUCACAUGUGUGAUUACGAAGGCCUUAUGUGUCUAACGGAUUAUUAUUAUGAUAUAUUGGAAGAACGUCGCCAAUGCGAUUGCAUGAGCCCGUGUGAGGAACCGGAAUAUAAUAUUAUAUUUAAUUCUGCAGAGGAAAAUAAAAAGAAGAAGACAGACUUUACGAAAAUACGAGUAGGUCUGGCGGAAUUGCCCACUCUGCGCUAUGUGAGAAAAGUUUCAAAAUCAAAUUUGGAUUUAUUAAUUUCCCUUGGAGGAUUGGCUGGUCUAUUUUUCAAUGUCUCUCUAAUACGCAUUGUUGAGGUGGUAUUUCUCCUAUGGGACUUUAAGUGGAGAGCAAUAAGGAAUCUCUUGAAGUAGUAAAUUAACAUAGGUCUAAUAUAGUAUAAAUUAAUUACAAACAAAUAUAUUUUUGUACAAUUUUAUUACUACUCUAAAAAGUUUUCAAUUAAUUUAUUUUAAG